This is a messenger RNA of Beta vulgaris subsp. vulgaris (sugar beet), 1630 nucleotides long. RefSeq names its product homeobox-leucine zipper protein HAT5. Bases 450 to 1445 code for a protein of 331 amino acids. Gene Ontology annotation, molecular function: sequence-specific DNA binding; DNA-binding transcription factor activity, RNA polymerase II-specific. Gene Ontology annotation, biological process: positive regulation of DNA-templated transcription. NCBI's taxonomy places the organism in Eukaryota, Viridiplantae, Streptophyta, Magnoliopsida, Caryophyllales, Amaranthaceae. The transcript is spliced from 3 exons. Gene Ontology annotation, cellular component: nucleus. The record is from RefSeq and is a predicted model, not a curated record.
CCCUCUUGAUAAAAAGCUUAUAACCCUUCCCCUCCAAAAACACACACACAUACACAUCUCUUCUUUCAAGAGAACAAUCCUCCUCUCUCCAAUCAAUCAAUCAGAGAAAAAAAAAAGCUCUAAAUCCCACAAGACCAAGACUUUCAGACUCCAUAUUCUCUCAUCUUCUUACAGUACUCUAUUUGUCUUUUCUCUCUCAAAAAAAAAACUCACCAUAUUUCAUUUUUUUCACUCCUCUGUUUUUCUUACACUGGUUUUUUCUCUUCAUUAAAAAAUUUUGGUUGGAUGAUGGGUGAAAUCACCCAGUACACUCAAGCUUUCCACAUUACUGUAAUCCUUGAAACUAGCUUCUUUCGCCACAAACUCUAGAUCAUUUUUAUGAUUGUUGCAAAUUUUUUAAUUAAGUAUAAUAAAUUCAAGUUUUUUUUUUUCUUUCUUUUCAUAAAACUAUGGAAGGUGGAAAUAGUUUCAGUGGAUGUCAUGAUAUGAUAGCUUUGCUUGAGAAUUCCAACAAUUCUAUCUGGGCUCCUUCUUCUUCUUCUUUUCCUGAGAAUAUGGUAAACUUUGAUCAAGAACCACAACAAGGGAGGAAGGCAAGCCCGAAAAGGGGCCGUCGCCAUGGCGGUCCAUUCGCUCGGGCAAGCGAUGGCGAGGACACCGGCGGUGAAGAACCGGACGCCUACCCGAAUUACCACCCGGAGAAAAAAAGACGGCUAAAAUCAGAACAAGUAGAAUAUUUAGAGAAGAGUUUUGAGGUGGAAAAUAAGUUGGAACCUGAAAGAAAAGUGCAAUUAGCCCAACAACUUGGGUUACAACCUAGACAAGUUGCAAUUUGGUUCCAAAAUAGACGUGCUCGUUAUAAGACUAAACAAAUUGAAAAAGAGUUUGAUUCAUUGAAAGCCAGCUAUGAUAGCCUCAAAAUUGAUUAUGACUCUUUAAACAAUGAAAAAGAAAACUUGAAAAAUGAGGUUGAAUUGUUGAAGAAGAAAUUAACGCAAAAAGAAGGGAAAGAAAUUGAUUCAAACCCAGAUAGCAUACUACACAAUGUGGAAGGAGUUAUCCCAAACACUGAGACUCAUGAAAAAGUGCACAAAUUUGGCUCAGGGUGUGUAGUGAUGCCAAGCAACAAGCAAGUUGAAGACGCGAGUUCAGCAAAGAGUGAUGUGCUUGAUUCUGAGAGCCCACAUUGUGCUGAUGGGAACCAGACUUGCGCGUUAAUAGAGGCCUCUUCAACAUUGAUGCGCGACUCAGAACAACAAUCGGAUUUCUCAUCAGAGGAUGAAGAACAUUUGAUGAUGAGCAAAAGUCUUUUGUUGCCACAAACACCACCAACAUUCAACAAUUUUCUUAAGGUUGCAGAUGAUGAGAAUUAUGACCCUAAUAUUGCCAAUACUUGUAACUUUUCACUAGUUGAUGAUCAGCCUUUCUGGUCUUGGCUUUACUAGCUAGCUAGUUCUUCUCUUUUUAAGUAGUAGUUAUGAAUUAUGAUCAUAAUGUACCAUCAUUUUGGUAUAAAGCCCCCACAACUGGGUUCUACUAGUUACUAGUUAGGUCUACAAGUACCCUGUAACUAUGCUUCUUUCUCUUUAUUUAACAUUAGUAUGAUAUAGCCUCAGCAUUAUUAGCUUCA